AUGAACGACUCAAACAGAACAACAAAGGAAAGUUUACCUACCAGCGACACAUUGGCUAUUGUUCAAGUAACAUUCUACACUGCUAUAACAAUCUUUGGAACAACUGCAAAUUUAGCUUUGUGUGGCACUAUGAUAAGGAAAAAACAGCCACGGAAUGCUAGCGAGUAUCUGAUCCUUAAUCUCGCCUUUACUGACCUUAUGACCUGUGCAGUUGGAAUCCCCCUGGAUGUUGCUGUGAUUUUAUCUCAACGCUGGCCUUUCGGCGCUCUCAUGUGCAAAGUUGUGUGGCCUUUCCAAACUGUUCUUAUUGCAGUGUCUGUGGGAACUCUAACGUGUAUGGCUAUUGAGCGAUACAGAGCUAUUUUGACUCCUUUCAAAAAAAUGCUUUCUCAAAACGUUGUGAAGAUUGUUAUUUGUGCGGUUUGGUGUUUAUCUGUUGCUCUUGUAGCACCUUACAUUGUUAUACUCGAACAUAAAGAUGGUGUGUGUCGUGAAUCGUGGCAUAACGAGUACCAUCCAAAGAUGUUUACCGUUGGCGUGUUCUUGCUUUUCUACGCAACCCCUCUAGGCGUGAUUGGUCCUGCUUAUGCGUGUAUUGGACGCAGACUACAUUCGGACGAUAGAAAGAUGAGAAAAUUUAGCCAACAACAAGGUCCUGGCAAUAGACAGUUUCAGGCACUAGUGAGAAAGCGAUCCAGAAGCAACGUUGUGAUCGUGAAAACAUUUUUAUUUGGCGCCGUGGCAUUUGCGAUCUGUUUACUCCCUUACCACGUUAUGUGGCUGUGGCAUGACUUUGGGCAAGGAGGUCGAUGGACACAUUUUGAAGACACUUUGGUGUUUGCAAAUGCAUUAGUGUACUUUAACAGUCUUGUCAAUCCGUUUAUAUUUGGGGGAACAGUGGCUUUUAAUUGGCGAAAAAGCUGUACCGCCAUGUUUGCUAAAAUCAUGAUUCGCUGGAGCCAGAAUUCAUCACAGAGCACACACUAUAUUAUAACUCGCAAGCAAAAUGACGCCAAAAUUCUAUUGCAGCAACAAUCCGCGCGAUCAUCGAGCUUUGUCCAAUAUAGUUCAUCUGUUUGA
Molecule: messenger RNA, 1080 nt
Organism: Porites evermanni
Lineage: Eukaryota; Metazoa; Cnidaria; Anthozoa; Scleractinia; Poritidae
Source: the annotation of a GenBank genome assembly